This is a messenger RNA of Pyrus x bretschneideri (Chinese white pear), 1429 nucleotides long. Its product is annotated as L10-interacting MYB domain-containing protein. The record is from RefSeq and is a predicted model, not a curated record. The transcript is spliced from 3 exons. NCBI's taxonomy places the organism in Eukaryota, Viridiplantae, Streptophyta, Magnoliopsida, Rosales, Rosaceae. The coding region runs from base 410 to 1321 and encodes 303 amino acids.
GUGCAUGUUUGACACACAUCUUGGAUCGAGUUUUUCAAACUCGAAAACGAUUUUAGAAUUUGUAUCAAGAAAUUGGAUUUUGCUAAGGCCGUGGGCACUUGAGCUUUCAAUUCUAAAUGGUUUUUGAGUUUAAAAACUGGAUCCAAGAUGGAUCGGAAACAGGCCCGGCCGAAUUUGGUACCUUUCUCAAAAGCGUUUUUCAUUUUGAGAAACGGACUGGAAAUGUUUUCCGCGGUUGAAAACACGUAACGCAUUUUCAGAAACAGCCGUUUCCGUUUCGAAGAAUUUUCAGAAACCGUUUUUUCUGCUUCUGAUCGACGCGAGCCAUCUGCUAGCUGCUCCCUCAGCUCUCAGCUAGUUCUCUCUCAUCUGUCUUCUCCUCUGCUACCUGGGUCAUCCUCCUCCAAGGAUGAGCUCAAACCAAGAUGAAGAUGUCGCCAGUUGGCCAGUGACGGUCGAGAAACAUUUUAUUCACUUGUUGCAUGAAGAGAGAAAAAAAAGGCUGAAAGGCUCAACUGUGGAUAAGAAUGCAUGGGAUGCAAUAGAAGAUGAGUUUUUUAUCAAAUUUGGCAAACGAUACACACGUGAAAAAUUGAAGGCAAAGUACAAUCGCUUGCGCAAGAUAUACCGUGAGUUUGCAAAGCUUGUGGCUCAUACGGGGAUGUGUUGGGACCCUGAGACUGACAAGGUACAUGCAUCUGAAGAAGUUUGGGAGUCCUACCUUAAGAAAAACAAGUUUGCUAGUCGCUUUCGUAGAAAGGGAUGCCCGGAGUAUCAAGUGCUCAGAGAGAUCUUCAACCACAUACCUUCUACUGGACAAAUGCAUUCUGGAUCCACUGCAUCUCCUCCAAACUCUGAUGUCGAGAGAGGCUUAGAGUCCGAGUUUCCCAGCUCCGGGGCACGCACUAGCCCUGAUACUGAAGGCGGCAUAGAUACUAAAAAUAAAGGAGACGAAGGUACUAGCAAGACCCAAAAGCGCCGUCCUUUAAGUCCCCCAGGUUAUUGCCGCACAAGAAAGGAAUCAAAGACAUCGAAGGCGGCCAAGCUAGGUGAUGGAGUGGAUGUAUGCGCAGCAUCUCCAGAUGCCGAGACUGAAUCUUCGUUACCAAAGGUUGAAUGCAGAAAGAAGAACGAUUUUUCAUCCUCUUUUAGAGAAUUGGCCUCGAUUGAAGAUUGUAUGGAAAUACUCGAGGCUAUGGAGGAUUUGGAUGACGCCGCCUAUGUUAGAGCUUGUGAGAGGUUUACGAGUUCGGAUUGGAGGAGGAUGUUCAUGAAGAUGUCUGAUGCAAGGAAAAGAAUGUGGCUGUAUAGCCUAAAGUAAGUUUUUGGUAAUGAUAUAGAUUUUUCUUUAGGACAAGUGCUAUAAGAAGUGCUAAUUUUUAUACUUUCCACUUUUGUUUUAACUUUAUGAGUGGCAAUUUCUCUCUUC